Molecule: messenger RNA, 4165 nt
Organism: Chinchilla lanigera (long-tailed chinchilla)
Lineage: Eukaryota; Metazoa; Chordata; Mammalia; Rodentia; Chinchillidae
Gene: Nfx1
Product: nuclear transcription factor, X-box binding 1
Biological process (GO): negative regulation of transcription by RNA polymerase II
Cellular component (GO): nucleus
Molecular function (GO): DNA-binding transcription factor activity, RNA polymerase II-specific; zinc ion binding; RNA polymerase II transcription regulatory region sequence-specific DNA binding
Source: RefSeq, a predicted model, not a curated record
CGUCACGGCCGCGCCGCAAGUACAGGCGGCAGCGAACUCUUCGCGGCGGCAUACCUGGCGCGCAGAGGCGAGUUUUCUCUCGGCGGCGCCGGAAGUCCGGGACACGUGACCGGGUGACAGCGCACACUGGGCUGGCUGGCUGCCUUUAGGUGCGGCGGCGCGGGAUGGCGGAGGCGCCUCCGGUCUCAGGUACUUUCAAACUCAAUACGGAUGCUGCUGAAUUCAUUCCUCAGGACAGAAAAACUUCUGGUCUAAAUUGUGGAGCUCAAAGAAGACUAGACUCUAGUAGGAUCGGCAGAAGAAAUUACAGUACAUCACCUCCUUGUCACCUUUCCAGGCAGGGCCUUUAUGAUGACAUCUCUGCAGUUCAUCAGUACAGUUACCCUUCUGGAAGCAAGCCUAAGAGUCAGCAGGCUUUCUUCCAGCCUUCUGCUUCUAACAGGUCACUCAAGAACCAUGGCCUUCAGUGUCAACCUUGGCAAAAACUGAGGAACGAAAAGCACCAUAUCAGAGUCAAGAAAGCACAGGGGCUCACUGACCACACCUCAGAUAUAGCUAGCUUAGAAAAUGUGGCAAGAUCAGAGAGCGGGACAAAUCCCAGAGACCACAGCCCUUCUGAGGGCGAGAAAGAAGUUAUUGGCGCUGACCCCAGGGGAGCAAAACCCAAAAAAGCAGCACAGUUUGUAUACAGCUAUGGUAGAGGAACAAAAGUUAAGGGAAAACUCAAAUGUGAAUGGGGUAACAAAGUGACUGCAAAACCUGAGGAUGCAGGACCUGAAAAUAUCAAACCUGCGGGGGUUUCCCACCCUGAGCCUUCAGAUGCGGCCUGUAGAAAAGGCGGACUGGAUGGGUAUGGGGCCAGACGAAGUGAGCAGAGAAGAUACCCACAGAAAAGGCCUCCUUGGGAAGUGGAGGGGGCCAGGCCGAGACCUGGCAGGAAUCCACCCAAACAGGAGGGCCAGCGGCAUGCACACGCGGGCCCCAGAAACAGCAUGGCUCCCAUGCCAAAGGACAGCAUCAACGAAGGAGCAACCAGACCUGCCUGUGACAGUGAGAAUCUGGCAGUUAGCAACAAGUCUUCCAGAAGGGUUGACCAAGAGAAGAAUGUUGUAAGGAGGCAGGACCCUCCAGUGGUGUCUCCUUUCCCCCGAGGCAAACAGAACCAUAUGCUAAAGAAUAUGGAAACACAUACAGGUUCUCUAAUUGAACAGCUAACAACAGAGAAAUAUGAGUGCAUGGUGUGCUGUGAGCUGGUUCGAGUCACGGCCCCAGUGUGGAGCUGUCAGAGCUGUUACCACGUGUUUCAUCUGAACUGCAUCAAGAAAUGGGCGAGGUCUCCAGCGUCUCAAGCAGAUGGCCAGAGUGGUUGGAGGUGCCCUGCCUGUCAGAAUGUUUCUGCACAUGUUCCUAAUACCUACACUUGUUUCUGUGGCAAGGUAAAGAAUCCUGAAUGGAGCAGACAUGAAAUUCCACAUAGUUGUGGUGAGGUGUGUAGAAGGAAACAGCCUGGCCAGGACUGCCCACAUUCCUGUAACCUUCUCUGCCAUCCUGGACCCUGCCCACCCUGCCCUGCCUUCAUGACUAAAACAUGUGAAUGUGGACGGACCAGGCACACAGUUCGCUGUGGCCAGGCUGUGUCAGUCCACUGUUCAAACCCAUGUGAGAAUAUUUUGAACUGUGGUCAGCACCGCUGUGCUGAGCUGUGCCAUGGGGGUCAGUGCCAGCCUUGUCGGAUCAUACUGAACCAGGUAUGCUACUGUGGCAGCACCCCCCGAGAUGUUCUGUGCGGGACAGACACAGGGAAGUCUGACGGAUUUGGGGACUUCAGCUGUUUAAAGAUAUGUGGCAAGGACUUGAAGUGUGGGAACCACACGUGUUCUCAGGUGUGCCACCCUCAGCCCUGCCAGCCUUGCCCGCGGCUCCCCUACCUGGUACGCUUUUGCCCUUGUGGCCAAACUCCUCUUGGCCAGCUGCUGGAGCUGGGAAGUAGCAGCCGGAAGACGUGCAUGGACCCCGUCCCCUCGUGCGGAAAAGUGUGUGGCAAGCCCCUGCCUUGUGGCUCCUCAGAUUUCAUUCACACCUGUGAGAAGCUCUGCCACGAAGGAGACUGUGGACCGUGCUCUCGAACGUCAGUUAUCUCCUGCAGGUGCUCUUUCAGAACAAAGGAGCUUCCGUGUACCAGUCUCAGAAGUGAAGGACAAGGAGCACAAGUGCCCUUUGAUUUGUGGGAGGAAACUCCGCUGUGGCCUUCACAGGUGUGAGGAACCUUGCCAUCGGGGGAGCUGCCAGACGUGCUGGCAAGCCAGCUUUGAUGAAUUAACUUGCCACUGUGGCGCGUCAGUGAUCUACCCUCCCGUCCCCUGUGGCACCAGGCCCCCCGAGUGUAGUCAGACCUGUGCCAGACUCCACGAGUGUGACCAUCCCGUGUAUCACUCUUGUCACAGUGAGGAGAAGUGUCCCCCUUGUACUUUCCUGACUCAGAGGUGGUGCAUGGGUAAGCACGAGUUACGAAGCAACAUCCCCUGCCACCUGGCUGACAUCUCCUGCGGGUUACCCUGCAGUGCCGCGCUCCCGUGUGGGAUGCACAAGUGUCAGAGGCUCUGUCACAAAGGAGAGUGCCUUGUGGAUGAGCCCUGCAAGCAGCCCUGCAGCACCCCCAGAGCGGACUGUGGCCACCCGUGCAUGGCUCCCUGCCACCCCAGCUCACCCUGCCCAGUGACUGCUUGCAAAGCCAAGGUAGAGCUACAGUGUGAAUGUGGACGAAGAAAAGAAAUGGUGAUUUGCUCUGAAGCAUCCAGUACUUACCAGAGAAUAGCUGCUAUUUCCAUGGCCUCUAAAAUAACAGACAUGCAGCUUGGUGAUUCCGUGGAGAUCAGCAGGUUCAUUACCAAAAAAGAAGUUCAGCAAGCCAGGCUGGAGUGUGAUGAAGAGUGUUCAGCCUUGGAAAGGAGAAGGAGGUUGGCAGAGGCAUUCGACAUCAGUGACGACUCUGACCCUUUCAGCGUCCGCUCAUCGGCGUCAAAAUUCAGCGACAGUUUGAAAGAGGAUGGCAGGAAGGACUUAAAGUUUGUCAGUGACGUUGAGAAGGAAAUGGAAACCCUUGUGGAGGCCGUGAACAAGGGAAAGAGCAGCAAGAAAAGCCACAGCUUCCCUCCCAUGAACAGAGACCACCGCCGAAUCAUCCACGACCUGGCCCAAGUUUACGGCCUGGAGAGUGUGAGCUACGACAGUGAGCCGAAGCGCAACGUUGUGGUCACUGCGGUGAGAGGGAAGUCCAUCUGUCCCCCGGCCACGCUGACAGCUGUGCUCGAAAGGGAGAUGCAGGCGCGGCCUCCACCACCGAUCCCCCAUCACAGACAUCAGACGGACAAGAACCCUGGGAGCAGUACUUUACAGAAGAUAGCCAAGGAGCCAGUCAUUGACUACUUCGAUGUCCAGGACUGAGCGCAGGGUGUGCGUCGAUGAAAGAACGGCAGGCGUCACGGAGACACCCUGGCCGGCGGGCAGCCCGUGCUUCCCUCGCUGCCUGGCAGAGCCGUAGCCGCAUGUGCCGUCUCGUACCGCUGCAUCCGGAGCACGGGUGUCGGGAACCCUGGUCGGUUCCUGUCUGUAAAGGGUCCCACUGCGGCCAGGCCGCCAGCUGUGACCACGAGGCCUCCGGUCCUGCUCUGAAGGCUUCUCACACCAUCCGUGUGACCGCCUGACGGUGGGGGAUGUUGGACUUCAUCUGGACAAACCAGGAUUUUAGCCCAAAACUGACUCCGGUACUUAGUUACAGUCUCCACUGGCACAGCACAUUUCUCGGUCUGGAGUGACGAGCACUGAACUGAUGCACCACUCGUGGGAUACACACGUCGUCUUAAACCCGGCCAGCUCGCCCGCCUUUUGCCAGAGUCUCUCCUCGAUCCGUCUAGCUGCACGUCCUUCCGCGUCUGCCAGGGCUGUCAGUGCCCGGCAGGGGGCAGGGUCGGGCUGCUUCACAGAACCCACUUCUUCCCGUCCCUGGCGCCCCUCGUGCCCCGUCACCGAGUCUGCCAGCGCCGGUUCGGCCCUGCGUGACAGUAGAGGUGCAGAGCAAGCUCUCCUGCCGGGUUCGCAGUGUGGCCUCCGUGAAAUGACCAGUGUCCCCAGCUGCUCUGGUUGAUAAAGUCUCACGUAAACAACU